Messenger RNA from Dujonia railenensis, 1797 nucleotides. Lineage: Eukaryota; Fungi; Ascomycota; Pichiomycetes; Serinales; Debaryomycetaceae. The record is from the annotation of a GenBank genome assembly.
AUGCCAUCCAGUAUGAGAAAUUCUGAAGAAGACAGUAUAUUAUCUGGGGGAGAUAGGCCGCAACAGUAUGGCGCUAUACCGGAAAACAGCGCAUUCGCUAGACAAGACUUCACCAGCAACAGUAAUAAUAACAAUUAUAACUCUACCAAUGGAAACUUCAAUGGAAACUUCAACGGAAACGCUAUAAGCUCUCCUGCCAGUCCUCAAAGGCCAUCAUUUAGUAGAUACAGACAUGGAUCCAUGUCCAACCAAGCAGGCAUUUCUAGUCAUCCGCUGCAGAUGAAUGUACCACUUUAUCAGAGAUUGUUGGGGUCCCACUAUGUGCUGGUGACCAAUCCUGGCAAUUCAGAUUCCUUAAAUGUCCUCGGCAGUGCCAGUAGCUUGAGAUUACCGGCAGAAGAUGGGUAUGGUGGUGCUGAUGGUGGCAAUGACUUGGAAAUCGGGUUUAAUGAAAACUUUCCCCACAGAACAAGUAUAUUGUCGGUUAUGCGGCCUGACAAGCUUAUUGGACACUAUGAACCAAUGGCUCACUGGAUAGACUUGACCUUUGAUGAUGUAGACAGCAUUAAAGACAAAAAGGUUCGCCAAUACUAUAUAAACCAGAAUUCACUCAUUGAGAGAUUCCAAGAAAUCGAUAACUUACUUGACGCUGGGCAGAUCCACUUAAAUAUGCUAAGUCAGUAUGACAAGCCCACACCAAAUUCACCUUCAGAAUCUAGAAGCCAGUCUAUGGACUAUCCAAAAGCGUCACCUAUGGUCACAGAUUCUGCUGUCCACGAAGAAGAUAAUGUUGGUAGCACAGACACCACGAAUUCCAAAACCAGAUUUAAUGAUCACCCUGGGAAUGUUCAAAUUGAAGGUGCUCAGUUCUUGGGAUACAACCAAGAAGAAGACUCAAAAGAUGUUGUUCUAGCCAUAUUGGUAAACUUCUUCAUAAAUUUUGUAUUACUCGUUGGGAAAAUCAUAGUGUGUCUCCUUACCAACUCCAUGUCAGUGGUUGCAUCAUUGGUUGAUUCGGUUUUAGAUUUCCUUUCUACUUUUAUCAUAUUCAUUGCUAAUAAGCUUUCAAAUACCAAAAACUGGCAAAGUGAGCAUGCCUACCCUGUGGGAAGAUCAAGAUUGGAGCCCUUAGGCGUCUUGAUCUUCUCUAUCAUUAUUAUAAUUUCAUUUGUUCAAGUCGGCCAAGAAUCAUUCAAGAGGUUGGUCUUCAGUACACCAGAGUCUCGAUACCCCGUGAAAAUUGGCGCAAGUGCUGGAUUUAUUAUGCUUUUCACCAUUAUCUGCAAGGUGGGAUGUUGGAUUUGGUGUGCUCUGAGCAAAUCUUCUUCGGUGCAAGCAUUGGCACAGGAUGCAAUGACUGAUAUUGUGUUCAAUAGCGUGUCUUUGUUAAUGCCUACAUUAGGGUAUUUCUUGAAUAUUUGGUGGUUCGAUUCUUUGGGUGCACUCCUUUUGUCUGUAUAUAUUAUAGUAUCGUGGGCAAAGACUGGGUUCGGUCACAUAGAUAACUUGACAGGUGCCGUGGCAGAUCCUUUGGAUUACAAGGUGAUAUUAUACUUGGCAUAUAGAUUUGCAGAAUCUGUCAAACAAAUCACUGCAUUGAAGGUGUACCAUGUGGGAGAUAACUUAAACGUGGAGAUUGACGUUGUGUUUGCCAUGGAAGAAUUCGACUUGAGUUUUAGGGACUGUCAUGAUAUUGCUGAGGCGCUUCAAUAUGCCAUCGAGACAUUACCUAACGUGGAAAGGGCGUUUGUUCAUAUAGAUUACAUGGAAGCAAACUACAAGGGUCAUUUGAAUUAG